GAGAGAUUGGCAGAGAGCGCAUGAUCCGGGUUCACCUGCGUUCAAAUACGUCCUACUCGGAGGGUAUGCGAUGUGAGUGUUUCCCGUCUGUUAUCUCCAGUUUCCUAACUGAUCCCGUGAAGGCCUGCUUGCCCAUCCCGUUUUCUCGUCGUCAUCCUCGUCUAAGGGGAACGACGAUGACAUCGGAAUCGAGAAACAGGAGAAAUACGUGAACGUUCGGAGGAAUCGGAAAUGCUGUCGGCGUGGGAGAAAUUGGGCCUCAUUUUCCUCGCAGGCCUCUUCCUCUCUCUGGUUUUCAUCUUGUUAGCCUGCAUAUUCGGUCCAAAUUGCUGGAUCCGAAACUACAUCGACAAUAAGAAGAAGAGGAAAGCUUACCUGGACUCUGAAGCGAAUGGGUGUUUGAAGAAUUCAAGCGCCUUCAACUCGGCUUACGUUGAAGACGGCUUAAUAGAGAAAGGAGAGCCUCAUCAUUCCAGAUCCGAGAGUGGAUUUUGGUCCAACAAUUCCUCCUUCAACAAGAAGAGCAACGACAGCUUAGAUAUGGGCACUCCGACCACAUCACUCAAGGAAACGGAGGGGAAGGGACCAGGGCGCGUUCUAUUUUCAGUCCAAUAUGUGAAGACCGAGGACAAUGAGAAGCGGGGAAAACUUCAAGUCCUCAUCAAGUCAGGGGAGGAGUUGGCAUCGAGGAGGUACCUUGGAGGGUGCGAUCCGUACUUCGAGCUAAGGAUCGAUCGAUCUCGCUGGUCCUUCAAGAAGGAAUCCAAGACUACGGUUGCAUCCUUCAUGACAAAACCCGAGAAGAAAACCCGGAACCCCAUCGUUAAUCAGAGCUUCUCCUUCCCCAUAUCUUCCAACGACUUCAAAAACCAAUCCCUGACCAUAUUGGCAUACGACAAAGACAGAUUUGCAAAUCCGACGGUUCUGGGGGUAUCAACCCUGAGCUUGCGAGACGUCGCCAAUCUAGCGGAUUCCGAUGUUCCUAUCGACUAUUCCCUAACUCUUCGUCCUCAUCAAGAGAAUUUGGGGAGUUUGGAGUUUGCUGUGACAUAUCUGCCGACAGCGGGAAAAGUGUCAGUCGUGAUGGAGAAGUGCACGGAUGCCAAGUGGAAGAAAGUCUGUUGCUCACUCCAAGACUUCCGUCCCUAUGUGAAGCUGCUGUUGCUGUCGAAGACCGGUCGAGUGGUGAGUAAGAGGAAGACAACGUGUCAUUGUGGAGGGGACGAGAUCGUGUUCGCUGAGACUCUCACGAUGGACGCAAAACCGGAAGAGGUGGAGACGUACACAUUGCUUCUGGUGCUCGCUCAUCAGGAUUCAUCCGCUUCGACAGAGAAACCGACCCGCAUCCCGAUUGGGAAGGCGGCCGUGGGGAGGAACGUGCGAAACACCGAGGCUGCACUCUUCUGGCUCUCCGUCCUCAAAAAUCCGCGCAAGAGCCACCCUAUGAAAAUCGCUCUCUUUUGAAAGGGAAAUGGCAGGGCCACUGUUUCUGUCCACAUUGUUUUUCAUGUUUCGGCGGUGGUGCGGAUUUUGGUUCUCUCGCUUUUUCUUGUGGUUUGAUCGGACUCUGGUAAGUCUCCGUGCUUCGUGGGAUUGAAUAAAAUAUAUGCACAAUGUGUUUCAAGUUCCCAAAUUGGCGGUCUUCUGUUCAAAGACUUACCUUUUCUGGACAUAUUCAACUCUUAAAGCAGGGGUUCUUAACCUUUUUCCACCUACGGACCCCCCCAGAUCCUAAAGUAUUACCCAUGGACCCCCACCCCUGGUUAUCAGAAACUUUGGGACACCUGGAUUUGUGAUUAUAUCAAUAAAUGAUGUUUUCGGGAAGCUACCUUCAAUUAUAUAUUUAAUUUUCCAUGUACCCUCCACGGACUCCCUGGACC
Messenger RNA from Darwinula stevensoni, 1880 nucleotides. The record is from the annotation of a GenBank genome assembly. Lineage: Eukaryota; Metazoa; Arthropoda; Ostracoda; Podocopida; Darwinulidae.